Rubroshorea leprosula is the source of this 784-nucleotide messenger RNA. The record is from the annotation of a GenBank genome assembly. NCBI's taxonomy places the organism in Eukaryota, Viridiplantae, Streptophyta, Magnoliopsida, Malvales, Dipterocarpaceae.
CAUGCUACAUAUGGUUGUGGCUAUUGGGCUAGAAUGUUUUCUCAUAUUCAGGGGAAUUCAAGGGCUAAUUAAAGCACCAACGUUAGUAAAACAAAUGGAGAAAAUGGUACUUAAAUAUUUGCUGCCACAAGUUGAAGCUGCAUCGCUCUUGAGCAUAUCUCUUGCAUUUGCUUGGCAAAAGGCAGUGAGGCAAUGGCCUCAUUUCAUGAUUCAUUUCAUACUUUGGAGCUCCUUUGUUAUGUGUUUGUCGGUUGGAAUUCUUUUGGUUUGCUUCCAGAGACCUAUCAUAGAUGCUGUUGGGGUUUGCUUCAUUGCCUUUGCAAUUGGUAAUGGCUUGUAUGCUUGUUGGGUUAGUUUGAGAAUUAAGUUCUGUACCAAGGUUUUGAUCAAAGCAAUGGAACCUACUUUCAAAUUUACAGAUUUAAACCACCCCACUUAUGUGAUGCUUGGGGCUGGAUUCAUAUGGAUGUCUAUGUGGAUUUUGGCUAUGAUUGGAACCUUUAAUUUCCCCUUUCAACCAUUGAUUACAAUUGUAUUGUUCUUGAGCUUGGUUUGGACAGCUGAAGUCUUGAGAAAUGUUGCCAAUUUAACAGUUAGCACUUAGCAAAGUAAUUUCUUUGUAUUACCUCAGAGAAAUGCAGUGCAGUACUAACUUCUGCUUCCAAAGAGCCUUAUCCCUGAACCUUGGAAGUGAUUGUCUUGGAUCCUUAUUCGUUCCAACAAUAGAAGCACUGAGAAUUGUAGCAAGAGGUUUGAAAUUGUAAAAUAAAUUUAGAUAUUAAAU